This is a messenger RNA of Haemonchus placei, 258 nucleotides long. Lineage: Eukaryota; Metazoa; Nematoda; Chromadorea; Rhabditida; Trichostrongylidae. The record is from the annotation of a GenBank genome assembly.
UUGGUCGUCGGUGCUCCUGAAUCGGAUACAACAAAUCCCAACCUACGAGGGAUUCGUAGGCCGGGUGCCGUCUACGUCUGCUCAGUGAACAAGCCUACUUGUCGUGAAGUGCACGUUGAUAAGAAACGUACGUUCUUACAAAAUAACAACUCAGCACGGCCUACUCGGCUUUCAAUAACUUUACUUCUUCUGAGUGGAUCCAUUUGCUCAUCCCAUUCUAUUGACAGCGAGACAGAGAGACGGUCGUGUCCUUGGUAG